Messenger RNA from Sorghum bicolor (sorghum), 877 nucleotides. RefSeq lists its product as uncharacterized. The transcript has a single exon. Lineage: Eukaryota; Viridiplantae; Streptophyta; Magnoliopsida; Poales; Poaceae. The record is from RefSeq and is a predicted model, not a curated record. The coding region runs from base 95 to 625 and encodes 176 amino acids.
ACACCCUCACCAGCUGAACCCAACCAAAGCAAGCAGGAACACUCACCUAGCUACUCUCUCGCUUACUAGAAGGUCCAAGAACACUAGAGCGACAAUGGCGCCGUCCUCCUCCUCCUCGUCGGCGGCGGCCGUGCUCCUCCUGGCGGUGGCGGUGGCCGCCAUGCUCGCCGCCUCGUCGACACCGGUGCUCGCGGACCUGACGCACGCCAACUGCGCCAAGAACAAGAAGGUGACGGUGCAGAACCUGUGCAGCCACGACGUGACGCUGACGCUGGAGCCGCUGGCGAACAGCCCGGCGCUGUUCGCCGGCGCCUACACGCUGCACCCGCACAGCCACGCCGAGUUCCCGGUGUGCUGGUGGACGGGGCGGCUCCGGGCGGGCGCCGACGCCGCCGUGGUGGAGUUCCACGUCGGCGUCGACGGCGGGUCCUUCUACCUGGCCCCGAACGCGCAGCCCGGGCAGCGCGUCCCGGUCUCCGUCACGCCGCACGGGUCGCCGCUCCAGGGGAGAUGCCCCGCCGUCGGGUGCGCCGUCCAGGGGAGGUGCUCCGUGCACCAGGUGCCCAGCGGUGACUGCCGGAACGUGCAGGAGAUGAAGAUCAUCUACUGCAACCCGCACGUGUGAUCUAUCUAUCCUCCAUUGUUAUGCAUGCUAGCUGCGACUGGUGAUGUCGUCGUCGUCGUAUGCGUGCAGAUUGUUGUUGCUCAGAUCGAUGUGAGCCACUGCACGGCGUUAGUGUCAGGUGUGUCGUCGUCGUGCUCGUCUAGGAUCUCAUGUGUUUGGAGGCACUAGACAGAGGUUCAAGAUGUGCGUGUCUCUUUGUUCGGGUUCACUGUCACCGAGUUCAAUAAAUGAGUAGCUUUGUUUUAUCUCAAA